Messenger RNA from Monascus purpureus, 1852 nucleotides. The record is from the annotation of a GenBank genome assembly. NCBI's taxonomy places the organism in Eukaryota, Fungi, Ascomycota, Eurotiomycetes, Eurotiales, Aspergillaceae.
UUUCUCCACCGGCAACAUUGCUGAUAUAUGCUGGGACCUGCGCUCAGGAGAAGAUGUCGAAUACAUCCAAAGACUCUCAACUCCCUUCGAAAGGGAGCCGCUUCUCCAGCUGCGGACAGGAAAGAUUAAGCCCCUUUACAGUCUCCCAGUGACAUCAGCCAUCUACAAGACCGUGCAGAAUCACCCGGUGAAGAUAACCAAGCGGGGCUGCGAAGGUGACGAGCAGGCCUAUGAAUUCCACGGUGGCCCCGACAAGGCGCUGCUGCAGUACUGUUCGCAGCACUACGACAGGUGGAAAACUGAAUGUCCCGGAAGUGCUUCUCGGUUUGAGAUUGGUGGCUUCGGAGAGAAUCUUGUGGCCACCGUCGCUAACGAGCGUAAUGUUUGUAUCGGGGACAUAAUCAGCAUUGGCAAUGACGUCCUGGUCCAGGUUAGCCUGCCCAGGCAGCCGUGUUUUAAGCUCAAUCACCGUUUCCAAGUUAAGGAUAUGGCACUUCGCUCGCAGACCCAUAGCCGUACGGGGUGGUACUAUCGCGUUCUGAAGGAGGGAUAUAUCCGCGCUGGAGAUGAAAUGGCUCUCGUGGGGCGUCCGAAUCCCAAAUGGUCGAUUUAUGAAGUCCAGAAAUAUCUGCAUCGGGAUAUGAAGAAUUUCCCGGCAAUGAGAGAACUCGUCAAACUACCAGAACUGGGCGAAGAGGCCCGUACUAUUUUCCAAAACCGGUUACAAAGGAAGUUCGAAAACCCCGACGACCGUCUUGUUGGUGACGAGUCUGUCUCUAUGAGCAGCGAUGUAUGGUCGAAUUUCCGUCUCGUCGAGAAGCGCGCUGAAACUCCCCUGAUUACGUCCUUGUUCUUUGAGGCAUUAGAGCCCUCCAACCCGGAGUAUGCUGUUGCUCCUGGCUCUCAUGUGCGGCUGCAACUAGGCCAAUUGGUACGUUCGUAUUCUAUUGUCAGUGGCACGAAAAGUCGCUUCCAGCUCGGCGUGGCCUUGCAGCCAAACUCUCGCGGUGGAUCGCGCUAUCUUCACGAAACAAUCCAAGUCGGCCAAGUCAUACCGAUGAGCCGGAUUGACAACAGUUUCCCUCUCGUACCGGAUGCAGAUGAGCAUAUCAUGGUCGCAGGGGGAAUAGGCAUCACUGCCUUUCUAGCUGCGGCGGAGCAGCUGCAACAGUCCGACCAGAAAUUUGAACUAUAUAUUGCAACUUCGUCAAGAAAUAACGUGCCGUUUAAAAACAUACUGCAAAGACUCAGCCCCAACAGAGUCAUUAUUUACGACAAAUCCAAAGGCCAGCGACUGGAUAUAAAACAGAUCAUCUCGAAAAUGAAUACCGGCACCCAUAUCUACUGCUGUGGGCCGUCCCGUCUUAUGGAUGCCGUAUCCAAAACAGCAGACGAGUGCGGCGUGCCCAAAAGCCAGGUCCAUUUCAAAACAUUCAGCGCCACUACCGGGGAUCCCUUCACCGCAGAAUUGGCCGUGAGCAAGGAAACGCUCGAAGUGCCCUCGUCAAAGUCUCUUUUGGAGGUAUUGAGAGAAGCGGGCAUUGAUGUGCCCUCCUCGUGCGAGGUGGGAAACUGUGGCACUUGUCGUGUUGAUGUAAUCGAGGGCAAAGUUGAUCAUAAAGGUAGUGGACUGCUUGACUCGGACAAGGACUGUGCGAUGCUCAGCUGCGUUUCAAGAGGUGUUGGGAAGAUUGUGUUGGGGCUGUAGUGGGUAUUUUCUUAUAUCUUCCAUGUUCUGUUUUACAAGAUGUAUGCAGGAUUAACAGCCUAACUUGUCCUUGAUAUUUCUGUCUCGUGUCACAUACGGAAAUAUCUAGUAACCCUCUAUUAAGAUUGAUCCACUGGUCUUGUG